UAUAUCUCAGCUCAGAAACUACUGAACAGCAAAUGACUGAAAAUCAUUAAGAAUGGAGUUAAAUGCCAUUAUAAAUAAACCUUACUACUAUCUGAAAAGGAUCUCCUUGUCUGAAGACAAAAAAUACUUCAUAAUACCCUUUAAAGGAGAAGAGGUUUCUGUUGGCCGUAGCCUGGAGAGCUCCUUUGUCCUGCCAGAUGUCUCCAUUUCCAGGCAACAUGCUGUUUUUAAGAAAGUCAACUCACACCCUGCAGCUUGGACAGUAAAAAAUGUGAGCAGUUCUGGAACCCUGCUCAAUGGAGUUAUUCUACCUCAAGGAGUGGAUAAACCCCUUCACCUCAAUGACACUGUCCAAUUCGGUGUUGGUGAAAAUAAAUUUCUUUACAAGUUUGCCGUCAAGAUAAUUAGUAGCAAUAGAGCUGCAUCUACUGCAGCCUCAGCUACCAGGGCAGCAACAGAAACGUGUAACCCUAACUUAGCCACUAAUAAGGCAGCUGAAGUCUCAGCUAGUCAUUCAUUGGUGGAAGCUCAUGACCAUUUGGAACUUAGGUUGCAUGACAGUCGAACUGCAUAUGACCGUCUACUCAAAGAGAAAGAAGAGUUAGCUCAGUCCCUACAACAGCAAAAACUUCAAUUGGAGAAAAAAUAUCAAGAUGAGCGGGAUGAGUUGCAACGGCAAGUGAUGGAGGACAAGAAGAAGCAAGAGCUUCAGGAAACACAGGAAAAACUAUCACUACAGCUCCAGCAGAAAGUUGAGCAACUGGAGCAGCGGUUAGCAAAUGAACGUGCAGAGCUGGAAGCACAGAUGAGAAUAGAGCAGCAGAAAAAAGAAGAGCUGCAGUCUCAGCAGGAGAUGGUAUGUAACAAAUUGCUGGAAGAAAAGCGUGCUCUGCAAGAGGCACUAGAGCAAGAACGAGUACGGUUACAAGCACAGAUGCAGGAGCAGGUUACUGAAAAAGUCCAGCUGGUGGAGCAGCAGCUGCAGGAGCAGCUAAAGCAGGUCCAGUCUCGGCUACAGCAGCAAGAAGACGUUGCGUCGUCCCUCUCCAGAGAACUGGAAAAGAAGGCCGAGGCAGAGCAGCGACUACAAACUCUUGAAGAAGAGAAAACGAAACUUGAACAAGAGCUAGAAAAGGCCAAACAAGAUGGCCAGCAGAUCAGUACCCUGCAGUCUGCUCUGGAGCAAAUGGAUCAAGAUAAAGCCACACUCCAGCAAGAGAUGGAAAUGAUGGAGUUUGCGGUAUCAGCGGAAGCCAAAAAGGCUGUUCUUGACACGGUUGAACAAGCUAUGGACUCGGAAAUGCAAUGUCCUAUUUGCAACGAGCUCUUCAUAAAGGCCAUUCUCCUGAACUGUUCACACACAUUCUGCGAGUACUGCAUCAACUCCUGGAAGAAGAACAAACGGGACUGUCCUGCCUGUCGCGCUGCUAUAACAUCUGAAACAAGAUCGCUCGCUAUUGAUAAUUUUAUAGACAAAAUUGUAAACUCGCUUUCUGAAGACAUGAAAAUCAACAGGCUCAAGACCAUUAAGGAUAGAGAGGAUGAGAUCGUGAAGGCAGCGGCUGCGGAGGCGGCUGCCAAGGCGGCAAAGGAGGCAGCACGCAGCGCUCGAGGCCGCGGCCGCAGGGGUCACGCACGUCACCGCGAGGUCCCACCUAUAGGUCGGGGACGGGCAAGAGGUUUACCCGGGACUGGUGACUGGGGCCGCAGAAAUCCAGAAAGAAUUCGUGUUCAAGUAGGAGCAGAAGGUUCAGGUUCUGAAGGUACAGGAAGUGAUCGAUCAGUGGUGAUGAUCUCCGCCCCAAUCAACCCGACAUUCGGCCAUUUUCUUGACAACCGCUCCGCUCAUUUCGGCCGCCCUUAUAACGAAGGCCCUCCGCAACCUCUGCCUGGCUCCAGCAGUCAGUACUCUGCUGAGCUGCGCGCGCAGCAGUCGUUGCUGCAGAGCCUCCUUUCUCUUAUGCCCCGGCGGUGACACACCACCUCUUUUUCUCAACAUCGUAAUAUACUUGCAAAUUUUUUCUCAACAUCGUAAUUGUCUUACGACCCUUAUUCUGAAAAUUGGAACAGAAUUAUGAUUUCUUUUCUCAACAUCGUAAUAAAUUGACAUUUUUCUUAGAAUUGCAACAAAUUACGACCCCUUUUCUCAAAAUCUUCAUAGAAUUACGACUUUUUUAUCUCAGAAUUGAAACAGAAUUACGACCUUUUCCCUCAGCAUCGGAAUGGAAUGCAUCCCGGUCUCGAGACCUGAUACGAAAUAACAUACAGAGCCAUCCACUUUCAGUGGUUUGUAUUGGACUAAACUUCAUUGAAAUAUUGAGUUGUGGAGUCCAUACCUUGUGGGGAGGUAUGGAGAUAAGAUUUUAAAUGCUACAGAAAACUUCGGAAAUGAUAAACCAUAUAACGUCCUGAGUUUUAGUGCCUGUUGAAUUCUAAACGAAGGUGUGAGGAAACAUUUCAAUCAGAACUGUUUACCAUAAGUAAAACAAAGUAUUUACCCAUAAAAUGAAGCUUUUUGCUGCCUGUAAGCCAAGUCUCCGAUUUUAGAAUGCGGACUCGCAACUCAAUCCUUUAAUAAAUCGCAUAAGGUAGAAGAUUUAAUUACAUAUUAUUAAUUAGUAUACAUUUAUUAUAUCACUGUCAGUUGUGGCUGUGACUUACAAUCCAUUAUGCUUAAUCGUACUAUGGCUAUCCCACUUCAAAUCGUGUGUGAAAUGACUAUACGAAUGGUGAUAGGGAACUGCAUGCCUUCUGUAAUGUGUGAACGUGAUGCUUUUUAGCGUUACGUGGUUUUUAAGUAUCCUGAAAGUUCUUGUAAUAUCAAUUAUUACGCAAGAACAGUGGAAUUGAACUUAUGGAGCUUGCGUUUCCUUCUACUUUGUUUAAUGUUCAUUCUGCUGUAACGUUUGUAGCCCGUUUGCUGCAUUAAUUUUAAGUCGUUUGGAAGGAUGUAGUAUGUGAUCAGGAUAAAGCUCGAUUUUCUUUUUUAUUAAUUAAUGGCUUGGUUCAUCUUAUAAUAAGUGCCUGUUCGUUCAAUCAAAUUGAGUCAGAACUUAAUAUAGUUUAUGUUCGUAAAACAUUACAAUUCUUAAGUGAGGUGCAAGUACAAAUGUUUAAAACUGAAAGUAUGUAUUAUAUAUCCGUCGUUUGCUUGGAAUAAAAAGAUUUUUGAAA
Molecule: messenger RNA, 3174 nt
Organism: Hyalella azteca
Lineage: Eukaryota; Metazoa; Arthropoda; Malacostraca; Amphipoda; Hyalellidae
Product: E3 ubiquitin-protein ligase rnf8-like
Exons: 13
Coding region: 53-1975 (640 amino acids)
Biological process (GO): protein monoubiquitination; DNA damage tolerance
Cellular component (GO): Rad6-Rad18 complex; nucleus
Molecular function (GO): single-stranded DNA binding; zinc ion binding; protein binding
Source: RefSeq, a predicted model, not a curated record